GGCUACGAGGACUGGCUCCGACACAAGGCUGACUGCUCUAUAAACGAGUGUCCGGUGGACGUGGUGCAGCAAGGGAAGGUGGUGAGGACUCAAAGUCACAAGCUACGGGUGGGGGACAUCGUGGUGGUGAGGGAGGAUGAGACUUUCCCCUGCGACCUCAUCCUGCUCUCCUCCAGCCGCCAUGACGGGACCUGCUACGUCACCACCGCCAGUCUGGACGGGGAGUCCAGUCACAAGACCUAUUAUGCUGUACAAGAUACCCUGGCCUUUAGAACGGAGCAGGAGGUGGACUCGCUACACGCCACCAUCGAAUGUGAACAACCACAGCCUGACCUCUACAAAUUUGUGGGACGCAUUAAUAUUUACAAGGACAAAGAAGAGCCAGUGGCUAGACCACUUGGGGCUGAGAAUUUGCUCCUUAGAGGAGCCACACUGAAGAACACACAACAUAUUUAUGCUGUUGCAGUCUACACUGGUAUGGAGACUAAGAUGGCGCUUAAUUAUCAGUCUAAAUCUCAGAAGCGCUCCGCUGUAGAAAAGUCGAUGAAUGCCUUCCUCAUAGUGUACCUGUUCAUCUUGAUCAGUAAAGCGGUCAUCAACACGGUUCUGAAAUACGCCUGGCAGUGGUCUCCAGACAGAGACGAGCCCUGGUACAACCACAGGACGGAGAACGAGCGCCAGCGACAUGUGGUGAUCCGAGCCUUCACAGACUUCCUGGCCUUCAUGGUCUUAUUUAACUACAUCAUCCCAGUGUCUAUGUACGUGACGGUGGAGAUGCAAAAAUUCCUGGGCUCCUAUUUCAUCACAUGGGAUGAGGAAAUGUUCGACGAGGAGCUGGGAGAGGGGGCUCAGGUCAACACCUCGGACCUGAACGAGGAGCUGGGACAGGUGGAGUAUGUGUUCACUGAUAAGACAGGCACUCUCACGGAGAACAACAUGGAGUUUAUUGAGUGCUGCGUCGAUGGGAACGUCUACAUCCCACAUGCCAUCUGCAACGGCCAAAUCCUCAGCGCUGCCUCCAGUAUAGACAUGAUUGACUCCUCACCCGGAGGAUACAGGAGG
Messenger RNA from Notothenia coriiceps (black rockcod), 1062 nucleotides. Its product is annotated as probable phospholipid-transporting ATPase IH. Lineage: Eukaryota; Metazoa; Chordata; Actinopteri; Perciformes; Nototheniidae. Gene Ontology annotation, biological process: phospholipid translocation. The record is from RefSeq and is a predicted model, not a curated record. Gene Ontology annotation, cellular component: recycling endosome; plasma membrane; endoplasmic reticulum. The transcript has 9 exons. The annotation marks the transcript as partial. Gene Ontology annotation, molecular function: ATPase-coupled intramembrane lipid carrier activity; ATP binding; ATP hydrolysis activity.